GCACACUUACUUUAAAUUUAACAACAAGUUGCUAACCAUCCAAAUCUUUACAAUGCUGGCGAGACAAUGCAAUUCGGAUGCCCAAACGUUUAGGCCUACUGUGCUGGUGCAUGGUGGAGCUGGCGCAAUACGUGAUGAAAACGUGGCAAACGCCAGGCUUGGCGUGAAAAGAGCGGCCAGCAAAGGCUAUGAGGCACUGCAGCAGACGGGCAGCGUGCUGGAUGCCGUGGAGGAGGCGGUGAGACUCAUGGAAGAGAAUCCCAUGUUCAAUGCAGGCUAUGGAUCCGUGCUGACAUGGGAGGGUGAUGUGGAAAUGGAUGCGUCCAUCAUGCAUGGCGCACAUUUGGAGGCAGGCUGUGUCUCCCUGGCUCGGGACAUUAUGCAUCCCAUAUCGCUGGCUAGGCUGAUUAUGGCGAAGACACCGCAUCUGUAUAUGGCAGGUGAGGGCGCAAUGCGUCUAGCCGCAGCCCAAGGAUUCAAUAUACUGCCCAAGGGUGCGCUGGUCACGGAAAAGGCGCUCAAGCACUUGGAGAUGUUUAAGACCAACUCGAAUCGUACGCAGGGUGGCCAGUUAUAUGGUCCACCCGGCACUGUUGGCGCUGUGGCAAUUGAUGCUUGCGGCAAUGUGGCAGCAGCAACAUCAACAGGCGGCCUAAUGGGCAAACUGCCUGGUCGGAUUGGUGACUCCUCGGUGCUGGGUGCCGGCACGUAUGCAGACAAUGAAUCGGGCGCCAUAUCGGCCACCGGACACGGAGAAACCAUAAUGCGUUUCAAUGUUGCCUCACGCAUAUUGACACUUGUGCAGCACGGCAAUCAGACGAUGCAACAGGCCACGGAGCACGUCUUACAACAGAUGACCAAACGUUUCAAUGAAACAGCGGGCGCAAUUGCCAUUGAUCAUCGGGGGCAGCUGGGCAUAUACUUCACAUCGAGGCGCAUGUCCUGGGCUUAUCAGCAGGCCAACGAGCUGCACUCCGGCAUCGAUGCUGGCGAGGAUGUGGUCGAGAUUGUGGGCGAAGCACCCAAUGUUUAACGUACAUAAGAAAAAUCAGGAACGAUCAGCAUUAUGUUAGGCACGCCAGGAGCUAUAUGAUAUAGUGAUUUGUCCAAGAGCUGAUUAUGCUGAUAAAAUAUAUAUAUUUGUAUUUUGG
Drosophila grimshawi is the source of this 1151-nucleotide messenger RNA. Its product is annotated as probable isoaspartyl peptidase/L-asparaginase GA20639. Bases 53 to 1033 code for a protein of 326 amino acids. Lineage: Eukaryota; Metazoa; Arthropoda; Insecta; Diptera; Drosophilidae. Gene Ontology annotation, molecular function: asparaginase activity. The record is from RefSeq and is a predicted model, not a curated record. The transcript has a single exon.